AUGAGACCGGGACCACUCUUUAUGCGUAAGUGACGCUUGUUGAUGCUCUUGACUGAAUUGGCGAUCAAUUCAAACCUUACCUAAACCUUUGCCUUUGAUUUCUCACGAUUUCAGGUGCAACACAAACACAAUACAACCCUUCACAUCGGCCACACCGACUCGAAAAGGAUAAAAAAUAUUAGAGAGAGGGAGGAGAUCAAAACAUCUUUUAUCCUUGUAAAGCGCCUCACAUACUUCGCACCAUUCUCUUUACUACUCACACAGUAUCAUUCAUUUACUGCAGCCAUUGUGAGGAAGGAGAAGAUCUUAUAUUCCCCAUUUCACAGCACUAAGCAGGCACCUGACUUCACUUCAAUCUCACCGAGACGUUAGUUCUAAGGAUAUACGAAUUACGAAUUGCGAUUUACGGCUUUAUGGUUAUGGAUCACAAAAGCCACACAUUCGAAUAAGGAAAAGUGCCAGACGACCAAAUUCGAGGAUUGAAGAAAGAGUCUUUCGAAACUUGUGUGGAAGGGGGAAGGAAGGAAGGCUGCGCUGGAUCACUAGACUUCUACUUGUCGAAUCAAUCUUCAGUUACGAUAUUCAUUGAAGCAAGCAAACAACCCUUGUGAAACAAGGUGCUAAAAAUCAAUCGCAAUCGCUCAAUCCACCUCAAUAACUCGCUCUCCCGUGCUGGAACUCCGAAAAAUCACGGCGAUCAUUUUAACCACAAACCAUCAAGUCCAAGCGAAUUUAGGUUAGUAAUACAGCACGAUAUUCCAAUAUUUAUUUUCCGUUCUUUGGCCCUUUUCUAUUUGUUUGGGAGCCGUCACUAGAGCGAAAGAGGUCGAUCGCAUUGCUAUUGCCCCCAUUUCAUCAACGGCGAAGUUCAAGUUUGCGUGGUGCAUCGUAGGCCCUGCUUCCCGCUCCAAUAUAAACUUGGUCUGUGCAACAGCAACCGCAAUCGCAACCACAACAUAGAGAAUUGCAUUAUUGUUAGUACAUGGAACUUCCAUAGCAUACUGGUUUUCUGUCAAGUCUAUUUUGAACGACCCUUACCAUGAUGUCGAGCUGACUUUCCCCUCAACCAGGCCAACUGCCGGAUAACAGGAUUUGACUCCUCAUCAGAAGUCCGGACCCGCAAUUUCAAGACGAACUCCUCGAAACCACUUUAUGGCUUCUUGAUCACUUGGAAUCAUUCCUAAUCAUUGAUUGGGUUUCAUAUCCAUUGUAGGAGCAAUUUUCAGGAUUUUCACCGCAUUACCGAUUAUAAGCACCAAUCUUUUACUGCAUCAUACCCUAGCAGCUCGUAGAUUUGGUGCAAGUACGUAGAGUUCAAUUGCAAGAGCCCAAUCUAAGAUUGAAACGUAAUCUAACCUUGCCUCUCCAUACGCAUAUGAACGUCGGCCAAGUAGGUUAACCUCAUCGGCGACCACACCACGCACCUAGAAUCGUACGAAGAUUCUGGAUAGUCAUCAGCAUCCUCUUCACGAUAAGUCAGUAUCAAAAAUCUCUUCUUGUUGAGAGCUGUGAUUGCGCCAUCUCUCCUUAAAAGGACACUGCGAACUCGGUUCUUAACUUUGAGGGGUUCCUUCUCAAAUCCAUUGCCAUUAUCCACUGCCUUGCCUUCAAUUACGUCAGAGAUCUUUGUUUCCGACAAUCCCACACCUUUUCCAGAAACCCUUAAUGUGCUGCGCACUUCAAACGACUCCUUUGACUGGCUUUAAGUCGGAUCAUCCUUUCAACGACAUGAGUAACAGUUCAUCAUCUCCUCAGCAACGGAGACAAGAGGUGAUCCCUGUUCGCCCGGGAGUUGCCUCGAGGGGACUAAAAUCCAAAGAAGAGUUUGAAAAUGCCACAAACUCUACAGUAUACAACAACCAACGCCAACAGGAAAGAGAUUAUACCUACAGCAAUUCAUCCGAUGCUGAAUAUAAUAACUCGUUGGAGCGUAGUCAAAGAGAAAGUUCUCAGGCUAGCGCCCCUGCAUCAUCUCCAAGCAUAGAACAGAUUCAAACUGGCCAAAUAUGCAGGUAUGGGAAAUCUAUUGCUUGGUAUAAAAUUGAACUGACAUUUUCUAGCAAUUGCGGUACAACCAGGACACCACUCUGGCGGAGGUCGCCGCAAGGUGCAACUAUAUGCAAUGCCUGUGGCUUAUAUCAAAAAGCUCGUAAUGCUUCUCGACCUACGAAUUUAAAACGUCCCCCGACCACUGCUCCUAUCGGGCACCCAGGAGAUUCGAGCGCAUCUCCUUCUGCCGGCGGGUCAAUGUCACUUCCUACAGCCGGCGCAACCUAUGUUUCUGCGGAUCAAACGUCCACGGGAACAUGCCCUGGCGGCGGACGUUGCAAUGGUACUGGAGGUGCUGAAGGUUGUGGUGGAUGCCCAGCUUUCAAUAAUCGAGUUUCAAAGACAGCGCAUUUUACUUCUUGUCAAGACAGACAACCAACGCAAACACCACAGCCACAAAAUGACCAACCGACAGAUGCGCCGUCCCCUAUCGAUGUUGCAUCCCUCCCGUUGCAAACGCAAAACACUACGGUCGUUGUAGCUUGUCAAAACUGUGGAACCACCAUUACGCCGCUUUGGCGUAGAGAUGAAAGUGGUCAUACGAUUUGUAAUGCCUGUGGUAAGGUUAGUCAUGAAGUGCGGACGCAUCCCGACUAACAUUUAAUAGGUUUAUAUUAUAAACUCCAUGGUGUGCAUCGGCCAGUAACUAUGAAGAAAUCAAUCAUCAAACGUCGUAAAAGGGUAGUCCCAGCGGUUCAAGGUUCUCAAGCUUCCAGCUACGAAACUAGCAGCGCAAUCGAUUCACCAGAAUCCGAUCGUGCUUCACCCGAAGAGGCAGUUGAGCGAGGCACAAUGAAUCCUGACGGAUCGGUGAACUUGGGUCUUCGUUUACGCAAUGAUCCAGGAAGAGCUCUACCUGAACCAAUUCGGACUCAAAAUGGACAGCAUCAACAACAACAUCCACCAUCCGAUCUCGGCGCCUACACAUCUAAUCCUAAUUAUCAACAAAAUCUGGACUCCUUGACUGACGACAACCGGCUGCCACCGAUGGCAUCGUAUCCUUCGCCAGGCCAACACCGGCUUUCCGUAUCACCCAACAAUUACCUCUCCCCUUCUCGAAAACGCUCUUUCUCCGCUACUGAGAUGGAUCCAAGCAAUGCCCCCACCUCAGAAUCCACAUACGCAGCAACUGUACCUAAACGUCUUUCAUCCAUAAAGUCAAUACUGAACCAUGGCUUCUCAAAUUCUGACCCCGAAAUCAACCCAGAAAGUGAACUUAGUUUCCGCCGUGGAACCGACAGUUUAAGGUUGAGCCCAAGCCGAUAUUCUGCCGCUGCAAGCCCAAAUCUUAGCACAGUCGGCCCGGCUACUCAUUCAACCAGUCCCUCGGGCAGCGGAGCUGGAAGCGCAUUAAAUAGUGCGAAGGACCCAGCGAGCGAAAGUGAUCGUGCCAAAGCGGAGAGAAGGGAACUUCUCCAAAGGGAAGCGGAAAAGAUGAGAGAGGCUUUGAAGGCAAAGGAAAGAGAAUUGGCUGAAUUAGGGACGGGGUUGGAUUAAUAUUUAUCCGCCAACCACAGAUUUCCCGGAUCAAGCAUCGGAGAUAAAAAGCCUACGAAUUUACGAAUGUGCAUUUACUUUCAUUGCAAAGAAGGGAAUAAUACUAAUCAUGAAAACUGGGAAAGAAAGUAAACAAUAGGAGUACGUUAGUGAGCGGGUUCGUCUUUGGAGACCAGGGCACACCAGCAUAUUAUAAUGGGGGUUUACAAGGGCUUGUUUUUUCAGGUGUAACACAUAAUCGGAAAGGAAUGGGAUACAGAUACCCAUAUGCCAUCUAAUGAAGGGGGAUUUCCUCAUAUUAUUGUAACAUUGGGAUGGCAAGAGGCGCCGGCUUUCUCUUGGGUAUAUCCACAGCACGGGAUCGAUUUUUGGGGGUGGGAGUGCGGGAUGCACAAAUUUGCGGCCCCCAUGUAUCUAUGGAAACAAAUACGGGGACACAAUAAUCAGACAUAUAAGAUGCAUCAAGGAAGACCAGGCCGGACAGAAGGAAAUGCAACAGAACCGCAAUAAAUGUAGUU
Molecule: messenger RNA, 4064 nt
Organism: Sclerotinia trifoliorum
Lineage: Eukaryota; Fungi; Ascomycota; Leotiomycetes; Helotiales; Sclerotiniaceae
Source: the annotation of a GenBank genome assembly